Molecule: messenger RNA, 820 nt
Organism: Pieris rapae (cabbage white)
Lineage: Eukaryota; Metazoa; Arthropoda; Insecta; Lepidoptera; Pieridae
Product: chymotrypsin-1-like
Exons: 5
Coding region: 23-805 (260 amino acids)
Biological process (GO): proteolysis
Molecular function (GO): serine-type endopeptidase activity
Source: RefSeq, a predicted model, not a curated record
AAUAGAUUAUACUUCUUAGGCCAUGUUUAAAGCUCUCGUUAUAUUUUUAUUUUUGCUAUGGGACGCGAGAGGUGAAACAAAUAACGAUCUGGAUUCCCGCGUAGUUGGUGGGGAGGACGCACCUGAUAGCUCUGCCCCUUAUAUAGCAUCAAUCAGACGUUUUCUUUUCGAGGGACUCACAGAAACAAUGCAUAUCUGUGGUGGCACCAUCCUAACUCAGAAAUGGAUUUUAACUGCUGCUCAUUGCACCUUCAGAGACCCAGCCCACACUAUCCAAGUAAGGGUAGGAACAAACAAACGCACUUCUGGUGGAAGCUCUUACGACGUUAAUUCCAUCGUCACCCACGAGGAUUACAAUGCAAAGUCAAUGAAGAAUGACAUCUCACUUCUUAAUAUCGUUGGUUCUAUCAAGUUUGAUACUAACAUUCAACCAAUAAAGCUACCAACGAAUGAUAUAGGCGCUGGUGCAAUGUGCACACUUAAGGGAUGGGGUAAGACUGAUUCACAUGUGGCUCCUGAAAACCUUCAAGUAGUCUAUAAUUUAACAACAAUAUAUGUGGAAGAGUGCAAUAGAAGGCUUGAUAACGUAUCUAAGAAAUUUCUUCCAAUUAUUGACAAACAACUUUGCACAUUAAAUCAGGAAGGAAAGGGCACGUGUAAAGGAGAUUCUGGUGGACCCCUCAUUAGUGGUGGUGUACAAGUUGGCAUUGUAUCAUGGGGUGUUCCUUGUGCUAAGGGGAAACCUGAUGUUUAUACAAGGGUAUACUGUUACGUGAAAUGGAUAAAUAAUUACAUUUCAAAUUAAUAGUUAUAGUUUUGU